This is a messenger RNA of Hydatigera taeniaeformis, 1059 nucleotides long. Lineage: Eukaryota; Metazoa; Platyhelminthes; Cestoda; Cyclophyllidea; Taeniidae. The record is from the annotation of a GenBank genome assembly.
AGUCCAAUUUCUUACUGUAAAUUCAAUUGUUUAGAGCAACUAACGCCCUUCAUUCACGUCGGUUAUUCGAGUUGGUUCGGGGCCUCCUCGCGUCUCUUUCUCUCUUUAGGAAUGACGGUAGAAUCUGAAACAAGUUGUGAGUUCGCGUCUCCUAAGUUCUAUGCGCUUUGCGGUCUCGGUGGUAUCGUCAGCUGUGGCACCACUCACACUGCCAUCGUGCCUUUGGACCUUGUUAAGUGCCGCUUGCAGGUCGAUAAGGCUAAGUAUGGUUCCCUGACACGGGGAUUUCGAGUAACCUUGAGAGAGGAGGGACUUCGUGGACUUGGCCGCGGUUGGGCUCCCACGUUUUUUGGCUAUUCUCUUCAAGGUCUCGGCAAAUUCGGCUUCUACGAGGUCUUCAAACAUACCUAUUCGGGUAUGCUUUCUGAGGAAAAUGCUUUCCUUUGGAGAACUUCUGUCUACUUGGCGGCUAGUGCUAGCGCCGAAUUUUUCGCUGAUAUAAUGCUCUGCCCCAUGGAAGCUCUCAAGGUGCGUAUUCAAACCAUGCCUGGGUUUGCGAACACAUUGCGUGAAGGUCUUCCUAAAAUGCUGGCCGCUGAGGGCUUUACUGGAUUCUACAAGGGCAUUGUGCCACUUUGGUGUCGUCAGAUUCCAUAUACAAUGAUGAAGUUUGCUUGUUUUGAGCGAACUGUCGAAGCUUUAUAUAAUUACGUUGUUCCUAAGCCGCGUUCUCAGUGCUCCAAACCCGAGCAGUUAGUUGUUACCUUUGCUGCUGGUUACAUAGCCGGUGUUUUCUGUGCGAUUGUAUCUCAUCCACCGGAUACCAUCGUAUCUAAAUUAAACAAAGAUCCUAACGCAAGGCUCCUUGAGGUUGCAAAGAAUUUAGGAUGGCGUGGCAUGUGGACUGGUUUAGGUCCUCGUAUCAUAAUGAUUGGUACGCUGACUGCUUUGCAGUGGUUCAUCUACGACGGCUUUAAAGUUGUCAUGCGCCUACCUCGUCCCCCACCACCUGUGAUGCCUGAGUCACUAAAAGCGAAAUUGGCAGCACAGCAGCAUUAG